UUCAGGUUGACAAAAUCGUCAGUAUGCGUUUUGAUUGCUAAAACAAAACUUUCUGAAAUAGAAACAAAAAUAAGCGCUUCUGAUUGGUCUAAAUUAAGUCAUUUGAACGGUUUACAAACAGAAGAGGGUGUGUGGCAUUCAAGUAGUUAAUAAAAUUUGAUGAACAUACGGUUGUAAACAACGUUAAAAAGAUAAAAAGAAAAGUAAAGAAAAAUGAUGACGUCACGUGUGUUAGUUCUCUUUUGCUUAUUGGCUGCACACCAGAUCAGUGCUAACAGAAUAUUACGAAAGAAUGAUGCCAACGAAGAAGUCGAUCGUACAAAACGCGACAGUAUAAGAAUUUUCUCCGCAUGUGAUGCAGCAAAAAGUGCACUUGUCUUGGCUACAUGCACUAAAACGUUGAAAGCGCAAUGUGAAUUUCAUGAUGGUACCGCGACUGUGAGGAGAAUCUGCAGCUUUGAUCAUAACAAUGGUUCAUUCCAAUUUGUGUGUGAUAAUUUACAGACUGAAGUCCUACAGUGUUGUGAUUAUUAUUGCGCUUAAAAGUUUUUUAUUUAAUACAUUUGUAUAUGUUAAAUAUUAAUCAAUACAUCAUAUUCGUCCGUCAAA
This is a messenger RNA of Hydractinia symbiolongicarpus, 609 nucleotides long. RefSeq lists its product as uncharacterized. The transcript is spliced from 4 exons. The coding region runs from base 214 to 543 and encodes 109 amino acids. The record is from RefSeq and is a predicted model, not a curated record. Lineage: Eukaryota; Metazoa; Cnidaria; Hydrozoa; Anthoathecata; Hydractiniidae.